This is a messenger RNA of Moneuplotes crassus, 1862 nucleotides long. NCBI's taxonomy places the organism in Eukaryota, Ciliophora, Spirotrichea, Euplotida, Euplotidae. The record is from the annotation of a GenBank genome assembly.
UUUUAAUGGAAACAAUCAUCCCCCACCAAGAGUCCACAGACGGCCUCCAAAGUUUGCUCUCCAAGUUCAGCCACUGUUCUUCCAUUUUGCGUUACUACGGAACUUUCAGUCAGUGCAAAGGACUUAUGAUGGGGCUGUCGAUGAAGACAAGGAGAUGAUUUCAGGAUAAUUUAGCAGCGUUCAGGAAUAGAUUGGAGAAGGGAAAGUCUGGGGAAUUUGUUAAGCUUGAGCUUGAUCCUGGGUUUGGAAAGGGACAUGUGAAGGUUUUGGAGAAGAUUGGGAGUUAUUCUCAGUGUCAGAUUGGAGGAGAGACUGUAGUUUUGGUCACUUUGGUAAAGGAGCGGGAUGUAUUGAGUUUUUGUGAAUUUGUAGAGAGUUGUAACUACUCUUGUGGUCUGGUAUUUUAUGAAGUACUGGUGAAAAUUGUUGGGACAGUUAAGGAUGAAAGUAUUUAUAACUUACCUUAUGAUAGUCUAAAGAGUUCUACUAUUGACCCUAACUGUGUGCAGAUUGAAUGGGCUAAAGGGGUUGAUCCAAGGGACUUCAAAGAGAAGAUAAAGUUUACUAAGAUGCUUCACAAUGUAGAGCUUGCGAACUGAUUUGAAAGAGUGCACACUUUAGACCUUACACAAAGCUCUGAACUUGUUGAUAUUUCAAACAUCACUACUGAGUGUUCAGUUUUAUAUGUCAAAAGCGCGGAUCUAUUCAGACUUUUAUACGAUCAAUCAAAGGAAGUGCCAGCAAGCCUCUCUCAAAAUGUGACAACUUUAAAGAUCAAUUGGUUUUCAGAUGGUUAUUUUAAAGAGACUGAAGAACAAGAUGAUUCUUUAAAGAAAUAAACUGACUUUAUCUAAAGAAUGCCUUUCAGUCUUCUUUCCUCAACUUGAAGCCUUAGAAUUAAUGAUACCAGAGGUUAAGGACGAGGUUCACCCAACAGCAACUCUCAAGGAAAAGAUCAGAAAUGGUGUCUCUCUUCUCAGUUCUAGACCGGAAGCAAGCAAGAUCUUGACUUUAGGAGACGUUGACGUAUUCUUUCAUGAUCCUAAGCGUAAAUACUAUUGCUGCUUCCAUGCUGAUGAAGUUAGUUACUAUUCCAAAGUUGGAGACUUCAAUGCAAAGCCAGUGAAAUGGAAGGGAGAGAAGUACCUUGAUGUGUACACCUAUCUUGACCUUGAAUUUAUCGGAAUAUCACAGAAAGAUGAAAUAUAUUUGGAGGAUUUUAAGGAAUAUAUCGAGAAACAUCCCAUGAACACUCAUGAAAUGCUUAAUUGGUGCUCAAUGUUUGGUGACGAUAUGGAUGAUAUUUUUGCAGAAUCUGUUCUUUUGAAGUAUAGAACAGUCAAGAAAAUCAAGAGUCCUACUGUUUUGGAAAAAUUAAAACCACUUCGUUGAGAUAUCUUAGAAUUUAAAGUUGAUAAUAGCUCUACUCUAGGGAGAGGUUUCAUACUAUCACUCGCUAAAGUUCAGAAGCCCUUAAAGUUCAGCCUGAAGGUUUUAUUUAAUGCAAAGAACGCUUCUUUCAUAUGUGAAGCUAUCAAAAAUUGAUGCACAGAUCUUUAUUUAGUAGUGACUGAAAAAGCUGUUAGUGAGGCAGGCAUUAGCAAGAGGGAAAAAUUGGUAAAAGAUAUCUGCCAAAAACCCUCAAAGCCCACUACCACUCGUCUCCCCUCCAAGUCUACUGGUAGAUCCAGACCCUCCAAACGCCACGCAAGUACAUCAGCUCCAAAAUAUCUUAACAACGUGACCAUAAAGUAUACCAGUGCCAAAGGGACAAAGACAAUGUUCUUCUUGUCAGUAGGGGAAGCUGACAGGAAGAGUCUUCAGAAAAUAUUCAAGUGUGCUUAGAAGGUUGACUGGUUUAA